This is a messenger RNA of Spodoptera litura, 2973 nucleotides long. It is a transcript of the gene Arglu1, whose product is annotated as Arginine and glutamate rich 1. Gene Ontology annotation, molecular function: cadherin binding. Gene Ontology annotation, cellular component: nucleoplasm; mitochondrion. The record is from RefSeq and is a predicted model, not a curated record. NCBI's taxonomy places the organism in Eukaryota, Metazoa, Arthropoda, Insecta, Lepidoptera, Noctuidae.
UGUGCAAAAAAAUGGCGUCGCUUGUCAAACAUAGGUAGGUAGCAAUGCGUGUAGCUAUGUGAAGUUGUGAAUGUUUGUGGAAACGUUAAUAUUUUAUUAUUGAGCUUGCAAAUUAUUAUCUUUCAACUUUAAAUACAAUGGGCCGUUCAAGAUCAAGAAGUAAAUCGCCGCGGCGGCACCAUAAAAGUAGCAAACAUUCUAGGAAGAAGAGUCGUUCUAAGGAUCGUUCUACAUCAAGGAGUAGAAGUUCCAAACUUAUUGAAAAAUCUAGAGAACGUAGUUCUAAGUCAAGAAAAAGAUCGCAUUCCAUGUCGUCUUCCACCAGUAGUGACGCUUCAUAUGAAGGCAGUAGAAGUCACAGGAAGAAGUCUAAGGGACGUAGCAAAAUGGAUGAGGUCGACAGAUUAGCUGAAAUGGAAAGACAGAGACGCGUAAGAGAAGCAGAACAGAAGGUGGUGGAAGAAGAAGCAGCAAAAAGAAUAGAGCUGUUGGUGAAGAAAAGGGUAGAAGAGGAAUUAGAAAAAAGAAAAGAGGAAAUUGAACAAGAAGUGGCUAAACGAGUUGAAGAAGCCAAACGCAAGAUGGAGAAAGAAAUGAUGGAAGAACUGGAGAGACAGCGGGAACAACAGCGGCGCGAGGAGCUUGCUAGACAGGAGGAAGAAGCACGUAAAAGGAAAGAGUUGGAAGAAAUCAUGGCAGAAAAUAAUAAAAAGAUUGAAGAGGCUCAGCGGAAGCUGGCUGAGGAGAGGUUAGCCAUGAUAGAAGAACAAAGAAAAAUGGAUGAAGAGAGGCAGAAACUGAAAAAAGAACAAGAAAAAAGAAUAAAAGAGGAACAGAGGAAAAUUUUAGGCAAAAAUAAUUCAAGGCCUAAACUUUCUUUUUCAUUGAACACACUGUCAUGAGCAGAGUUCAAUGCUAAAGGUGUUACUAGAUAAUUAGAAUCAUUAAAGUAAGGUCAUAAUUUACUUUACAGGUUUUACCUAAGAGACAUCUUUUUUUAGAUUAGUUUCUGAUACAAUUUCACUUUUUUUCCAUAGACAGCAUGUUCUAUAAUUUUUUGGUAGUUAACUAAGAAGUUGUGAUAGUACUAUGCAACACCAGAUGCUAAGCAAAUUACGAAUUUCAACCAUUGGUACAAUUAUGUCAAAUUAUCAGAAAAACGAACACAUGUAUGAAAUUAAUGAUUAAAUCUUUAUAAAUUACAGCAGAGUAUACUCGUUAUAUGAAAUCUUUAGCACAAUAAAGUUAAUAACAUGUCUGAUUUCCAUAAUAUGUUUAAUUGUUGGUACAUCAAAGUUAUCGUCCAAUGUUGUAUAAUUAUAAAUAAUUUAUUUGUACUGGAGAUUCAUAGUGUUGCCUGUCCAACAGUAAUAUAUUUUUGUGAACUGUAUCAUGAAGUUACUGUAAAGUUAAACAAAUUGUUGAAUAGAUUUAAGAAUUAGUCUGAUCUAAGUGCUGCAGUUACAUUUAGAAGACAUUUCACAGAGGAGCCUUAUAAACUUAUACCCUUUCUAAUGCAUUCAUUCUUAGUAAAUAACUUAUGUCCAGAUGAAAGAAGAAACUCCACUCAAUUCUCAAAUAGUCUUAGAAAUAUUGUAGUACUUACAAACAAAGAAAUAGAAGCAGAAUAGUUUAAAAUUAUAGAAUUCUAGUAUAUUAAAUUAGGCUACAGUGGACCAACAAAGGUCAUAAAUUCAUUCCUUGCAGAAUAUGUUAUGCAAUACUUAUUGUUAACUAUUUCAAACGUGUAUUACAGUUCUACCAAGUGCCACAAAGUGACAGAAUUAAUAUGUACUGUAGCUAAAGCCGUUUCAUUUUUAGGUUUUCGUUCAAGACCGUAAUUAUUAUUUUCGUUUAAAAUUAAACUAUAUUAUAUAGAACUUUACGAAUGUACAUAUUAUGUUUAUAAAUUUAAGAUACAUAAUUUAAGUUUCAUUGAAUCAUUCUUUAGGAUAAAUAUUUCUUAAUUGAAAUGUUACAUAAAAAGUGUAACAUUUCAGUUAUACUAUUGUAGGGAUGAUAAGUUUGCUGUAUGUCCAUUUCAUUAUUAAUUUUCUACUUUAUUAGCGAACAAGUCCAUCUAUCGAAUUGAGUUUUUCUGUGAAGCCAACACUGAUGUUACUUCAUAAAAAGUGCAAGUUUGUGCAAGGAUAUAUCUAUAGUUGGGAAAUAAUUUCCGCAACGGAUUUUACCCCAAACAUGAUGAUUGAACAUCGAUAUCUGUAAUUUAUUUCAGGUUGAUAAGUGAAGUAAAUUGUGUACAUAGAAGAUUUCAACAUUGCCAUGGAUGCAAACAAACCUUUGAUAUCUUAUCUUAAAAAUAUCAUCCCACACAAAGAUAUAGGAACUGUAUGAUUAACAUAUUACAUGUAUGUUGUAUAGUCAGCCUAGUUAUUUAGUAUGCAGAAAAUAUAGAUUAUUCAGUGUCCAGAGAUAGUAUCCAUUGUUUGCUUUCUAAUGAAGCUGUACCUUUUGGAGCCAUUAGUUGUCAUUUAUGUGUCGCUACAGUCUCAUACUCCUUGUUCUGUCUCUGUUAAGAAUCAUUAAUUUUGCUAUCUUUAAUUUUUUAUCUGCAUACCAAAUUACUUGGCUGAUUUAACGUGUAAUUUCGUUAUUUCUAAGACAUGUAUGUAUAAGUCAUUGACGAAUUGUAAUUAUAGUGUAAGGUAGGGAUUACGCAUUUUGCACAAAGAGAGAUAAGUAUUUAUACAAACCUACAGAUUAUGAGAAACGCCUCGUUUUAAGGAUGAGUUAAUCAAUUGCUAUCACCAUGAAGUGUGUGUUUAUUAAAUUACGUAUCGACAUUUAAUUAUUAAUGUCAUCUAAUAAACUUUAUGCGUACCUUGAACAAACAAAAUACAAGAAUGUUGUGGUGUUUAAAGAUUUCAUUUACAAUAAACUUGAAGUUGCCCUGAAAAUUCUUAGUAUUAGUCGAUCAUUAUUCAUUUAAUUAAUAAAAUAAAUCCUCACAGA